Molecule: messenger RNA, 1197 nt
Organism: Melampsora larici-populina 98AG31
Lineage: Eukaryota; Fungi; Basidiomycota; Pucciniomycetes; Pucciniales; Melampsoraceae
Exons: 6
Coding region: 1-1197 (398 amino acids)
Source: RefSeq, a predicted model, not a curated record
AUGCCAAUCACUGGACAUCCCGUACAUCCCACCGGCACUCAGAUUGUAGCUAACUUAGAGCGGCUUGCUGCUGCUGCCGGAGCAAACGGCCUUCCCACUCCCAGCCACACGCAAAACACGAGUCACCUCACCCAGCGUCCCAGUACUAAUACCACUGAAGUGCCAUCGACAGUUACAGCCAAGCCUCCUCGCAAACGUAACAAGACCAAGGGUAAAAACAAACGCAACAAACGAAAGCGAGGUGACAAAGGCUCCGGCUCCGAAACUGAAGACGUGCCGAUAUUUGACCCAGCCGACUUGAAAAACUCCGACAAGACCGCGCUUCAGCUUCGUUACUUAGCGGAGGAGCAUUCCUCAUCCGGAAUGUCGGAUGAAAUACUCGAGUCUGUACUUGAGUUCCAUGAAGAAAUGCAAACUUUGAUUGCAAUCAAAGCCCUCAAACUUGGAACCACCGUCUUGGCCAUCGAAGCAGUUUUUGGAAAGUAUAUCGGGGUUCGUCGCCCUUCGCGAUGGAACCGAUUCCUACAAAGUCCGAGAGCCAGGGCGGUAUUCAAAGCAGCUUGCGGGGUAGGUAGCGGCGAAGGCAUGAGACAACUGAGUGUGGUAUGGAAAAGCAUGUCCGAAGUCGAAAAGGAAGUCUAUAAUGAGGCUACCCAAGAGGCCGAUCUGGCCAGUCUUCAAGCUAUGGACAAAGACCUGGCAAACCUGGCAGUUGGCUCUCGCUCUCGAGACCAAAUACUACAGUCUGCAUCAAACACUGUAAUCAAUCCUCGAAGUCUCAAAAAAUACAAGGAUAAUGCCAACAGAUAUCUAGAUGACGUUAUGAAACAUUGCGUUCCUGUCGCCAAAUCCAACCACUUCGAGAUGAUCAUUGUAGCUGUUUCAAACCACAUAUCGGAUCAUAGCUUCCAGAUGACGCGCUCAACGGUAGGAGUCAAGAAGAUUGUCGAGGAGAUUUACGCGAUCGAUGGCGUCAAUAAAUUCGCAACCGAAGUACAAGCACACUUGGUCGGUCGAAAACCCAGCGAGCUGACUAAAUCCCAAUCAGAAAAUGCACGCAAGUUUCAUGCGAGAGUGGUUGCGUCCCUCUCCACUUAUUGUAAGGAGGUGACCGGGUUGAAACACUGGCCAUGGAGUAAUUGUGACGCGACUUUCAAGGAAGCCGGAUUCAAAUUUGAAUUACUCCCUGGCGCCUGA